AUGUCGUGGGAUGGUUUCAAAAAAGCCAUCAACAGAGCCGGGGCAUCCGUCACUGUCAAGAACGUGGAUAAGACCAUGGAUAAGGACUUUGACACCGAAGAAAGAAGAUAUAAAACGUUGAACACAGCAGGUACUAGCUUGCAAAAAUCAUCCAAGGGUUACUUGGACUCAUUGAGAGCCAUGACGGCUUCUCAGGUCACUAUUGCUGAAAUUGUGUCCAACUUAUAUGAAGAGGCCAAACAAGGUCCAUCUGUGUAUUCCAACGUAGGAAACUUGUAUUUGCAAUGUGUGCGUGAAUUUGACGAGGAGACUGUGAAACAGAUGGAUGGCCCGUUCAGAGAAACCAUUUUGGACCCUAUAACCAAAUUCGCAGGGUAUUUCAAGGAAAUAGACGAGGCUAUAAAGAAGAGAGCCCACAAGAAAAUAGACUAUGACCAGUGUAAGGCUAAGGUGAGACGGCUAAUUGAUAAACCAGCAAAGGAUGCAGGCAAGUUGCCUCGUGCUGAAAAGGAGUUGCAAGUUGCAAAAGAAAUCUUUGACGACUUGAACGAGCAAUUGAAGGCUGAGUUGCCGCAAUUGAUUGCGUUGAGAGUUCCAUUCUUAGACCCUUCGUUCGAGGCAUUGGUCAAGAUCCAAAUGCGUUUUUGUACAGAGGGCUACUCUAGAUUGGCCCAGAUCCAGCAGUACUUGGACCAGAAUUCCAGAGACGAAUAUGCGAACGGAUUGUUGGACGGUCGUAUCGACGACUUGAUUGGCCAGAUGAACUCGUUGAACAUCGCAACUUUGGGCAAAUAG
This is a messenger RNA of Scheffersomyces stipitis CBS 6054, 795 nucleotides long. RefSeq names its product amphiphysin-like protein (gene RVS161). The transcript has a single exon. Gene Ontology annotation, biological process: actin cortical patch localization; plasma membrane tubulation; endocytosis. NCBI's taxonomy places the organism in Eukaryota, Fungi, Ascomycota, Pichiomycetes, Serinales, Debaryomycetaceae. Gene Ontology annotation, cellular component: mating projection tip; actin cortical patch; Rvs161p-Rvs167p complex. Gene Ontology annotation, molecular function: protein binding; lipid binding. The record is from RefSeq and is a predicted model, not a curated record. The coding region runs from base 1 to 795 and encodes 264 amino acids.